Messenger RNA from Lycium ferocissimum, 1391 nucleotides. Its product is annotated as acetylserotonin O-methyltransferase-like. Gene Ontology annotation, molecular function: S-adenosylmethionine-dependent methyltransferase activity; protein dimerization activity; O-methyltransferase activity. The transcript has 3 exons. The record is from RefSeq and is a predicted model, not a curated record. Lineage: Eukaryota; Viridiplantae; Streptophyta; Magnoliopsida; Solanales; Solanaceae. The coding region runs from base 124 to 1203 and encodes 359 amino acids. Gene Ontology annotation, biological process: methylation.
AAAACAUCAACCAUGGACUACUUGUAGCUAGAGUAAGGUGUAAUUCUAUAAAUAGCUGAAUCACUUAAUUAGGUUGCACCACUAAAUAGCUAAAUAUUUUUAUCCUUCUCAAACAACUGUUAUAUGGCGGGAAAAACAAACGGAGUUGCAAGAAUCCAUGGAGGAGACCAAGUUGAGUCUCAAUCUCAAGAGGAUAUAUGGAAGUGCAUAUUUGGUUUCACUGAAAUGGCUGUAGCAAAAUGUGCUAUUGAAUUGGGGAUUUCUGAUUUCUUGGAAACUCAUCAAGAACCUAUCACCUUAAACAAAUUGUCCUCUGCACUAGGCUGUUCUGCUUCUUCCCUACAUCGGAUCAUGAGGUUCUUGAUAAACAGGGGAAUAUUCAAAGAGGUGUCUAAUGGACAUGGUGAAAUGGGCUAUGUCCAAACACCUGUUUCUCGUCUGCUGACGAGAAAUGGAGGACAUAGCAUGGCUGCUCUUAUGCUACUUGAAAGUAGCCCAGUCAUGCUUGCCCCAUGGCACUAUCUCAGUGCCCGCGUUUUGGCAAAAGGGAAUACUGCAGCAUUUAGUGCGGCUCAUGGAAAGGAUGUGUGGGAGUACGCGAAAACCAAUCCACAGCAUAGCAAGCUGAUCAAUGAUGCUCUGGCGUGCCAUGCACGGGUGACAAUGCGUGCCGUUAUCGAUAAUUGUGUGGAGAUAUUCAAAGGGAUAGAGUCAUUGGUGGAUGUUGGUGGAGGUAAUGGAACAACUCUUGGUAUGUUGGUGAAGGCAUUUCCGUGGAUUAGUGGGAUCAACUUUGAUCUUCGUCAUGUUGUGUAUGUUGCUCCUCAUUGUCAUGGUGUUGUACAUGUUGAAGGGAAUAUGUUUGAUUCUGUUCCCAAAGCUCAUGCUACUUUCCUCAUGUCGGUCUUACAUGACUGGAGUGACAAGGAAUGCAUUCAAAUCUUGAAAAACUGCAUAAAAGCUAUUCCAAAAAACACUGGAAAGGUGAUAAUUGUGGAGGCAGUUCUUGAGGAAAAAAUGGGCAAUGAAAAAGGGCUCAAGGAUGUUGGUUUUAUGCUAGAUAUGAUAAUGAUGGCUCACACAACUAAUGGAAAAGAAAGAACUGCAAAAGAAUGGGCUCAUAUUCUGACUGCUGCUGGAUUCAGUAGGCACUCUAUUGUGGACAUUCCUGCUAUUGAAUGUGUUAUUCUGGCUUAUCCUUGAAUUGGAUCUUCUCUUAAAAUUUGUUUUUUCUUUUUGGCUUUGUUUAUUCUGUUUUUUGUGCUAUGUCGGUUUAGGUUUGAGGUUAUUGUUUGGUUAAAUGUGGAAUAAUUUAUUCAGUUGUUGUGUGUCAAUCUGUCCAAUUGCUUGUUUCAAGUAAUUAUUUGAAAUAAUUAUUUUUUGUUUAACCA